AUGGUAAUUUAUUUUUUUGUCUUUUUGAUCUCAUUUUUCUUACAGAAUUCGGGUUAUAAUGAAAAAGUGUCAUUUGCUUCAUUGGGUUUGGGACAGUGGUUAUGUAAACAAUUGAAGGAAUUAUCAAUUAAGCAUCCAACGCCAGUUCAGGCUAAUUGCAUUCCUCAGAUUUUAUCGGGAUUGGAUGUUUUGGGGUGUGCGAAAACUGGUACUGGCAAAACUUUGGCUUUUGCUCUACCAAUUUUGCAGCAGCUUGCUGUUGAUCCUUAUGGAAUCUUUGCUUUAUUAUUGACCCCAACUCGAGAAUUGGCAUUUCAAAUCGCUGAACAAUUUGUUGCUCUGGGUGCUCCUAUCAACUGUAAAAUAGCAAUUAUUGUUGGAGGAAGAGACCAAGUUGCUCAAGCACAAGAUUUAAUUAAGCGUCCACAUAUCGUUGUUUCAACUCCUGGACGUCUUGCUGAUCAUAUCAAUAGCGAUACUGAAGGAAUAGCUAAAUUAUUCAAAAAAAUUCAGUUUCUUGUUCUAGACGAAGCAGAUCGUCUUUUAGAUGGGCAAUAUUCUGUAGAGCUAAAGACAAUUUUAUCUUCAUUGCCUAGAAAGCGGCAGACUCUUUUGUUCAGUGCAACAAUCACUUCGGCACUUAGUCAAUUGCAUCAGGUUUCGGUGAAAAAACCAUAUUUCUUUGAAGAUAAAAGCGAGAUAGCAACAGUGGAAAAACUCGAUCAAAAAUAUGUACUUUGUCCCCAAGCGGUGAAAGAUGCUUAUCUUGUGUAUGUCGUUAAAAAUUUUUAUGAAAAUCGGCCUGAAAGUUCUAUUCUUAUAUUUUCACAAACAUGUCGAGAAUGUCAAGCUCUAGCAAUUAUGUUUAAUGGCCUUGGUUUUCAGGUGGGAUCUCUUCAUUCACAAAUAUCUCAAAAAGAUCGAUUAUCGUCGCUCACUCGAUUUCGAUCGCGCAGAAUUCGCAUCCUGAUUUGUACGGACGUUGCAGCAAGGGGACUUGAUAUACCACGUGUCGACCUGGUUGUGAAUCACAAUGUUCCUCGUCUUCCAAAAACAUACGUCCAUCGUGUUGGUCGAUCUGCUCGAGCAGGUCGUUUCGGUGGAGCGAUCACAUUUGUUACUCAAUAUGAUAUUGUUUUGCUGCAAGAGGUUGAGAAACUCGUUGGGAAAAAAUUGGAAAAAUUGAAUGUAAACGAUAAAAAAGUGACGCAAUAUGUAACACAGGUGUUGGUUACGAAACGAGAAGCAGAAAUAAAAUUGGAUAAACAGAAUUUUGGAGAAAAGAAAGCAAUAAACAAACGAAAGGAAUUAAUUCUUUGUGGAUUAGAUCCAGAUGAAGUUGAAAAAGAAAUCAAAGCCCAGCGUGAAAAACGGUAUGUGUUAUCGUGCUGGAUCUUUAUAUUUAUGCCUUAA
Dracunculus medinensis (Guinea worm) is the source of this 1413-nucleotide messenger RNA. The record is from the annotation of a GenBank genome assembly. Lineage: Eukaryota; Metazoa; Nematoda; Chromadorea; Rhabditida; Dracunculidae.